AAACAACACCCACCUUUGAGACAACCCUGAUAAGCUCAUCAGAUGGCUGAAAUGUGGAGCAUGGUCUACUCAUCCAACGACUGAGAUUCACUUUCAAUCACUCUAUUCACCCUUGAUUUAAAGGCUACUCCAUGAUCAUCUCCCACCAGCAGCCAGUCAAAAGCAUGUUGCAGAGAGAAAAACAAUUAUUAUUCUCGGCUUUCCUUCCACUUCCCAUCCCCUUUAUAACUCCCUCACCUCACUCCAUCUUCCUUACCAUUCUGAACUUCCUUCUUCCUCAUCAAAUCUCUGCAAAUGUCUCAAAUCUUCACACCGUCUCCCAAACACUGUGCUGACAAACAAGGACUUAUCACCAUUAACAAGCGUUACAAGAAGCUCUUCUUUGCUUUCUCCUCAUCUCUUUCCCUCCUCCUCUUACUCAUCCUCCUCCUCUGGCUCAUCCUCCACCCUGCAAAACCCCAGUUCUCACUCAAACAACUCGACAUAUACCAACUCAAUCUCAUCUCCUCCCCUUCCCACCUUCUCAACUCCUCCAUCCAACUCACUCUCCUAUCCAAAAACCCUAACAAAAAAGUGGGUGUUUACUACGACCAGCUCCAAGCUUACGCCGCUUACAAAGGUCAGCAGAUCACCGUCGAGACCUCGCUUCCUCCUUUCUACCAAGACCAUGAAGAUACCAACUUGUUAACUGCGUCACUCGUCGGCACAGGCCUCCCGGUGGCUCCCUCGUUUGGCUACGAGGUGGGUCGGGAUCAGACCGCCGGGAAACUUACUCUUAAUCUCAAGGUCAACGGUAAGCUCCGGUGGAAAGUUGGGACUUGGGUUUCCGGCCGGUACCUGUUUAAUGUAAACUGUGUUGCCGUGGUGGUUCUUGAACCGGCUCCUCCGAUCUCUGGUCCACUCAGCUCGAGACAAGCAACUCACUGCUCCACUAGUAUUUGAGUUUUUGAUUUCACUAACUUAUCCUUAUCAGCAGCAGCUUAGCUUCUCUGUCACUACUCCAAACCAAGAAAUCGAAGAAGAAAAAAAAAGGCUAUUGAUUGGUUGAAGCUUGAUUGGUAUAUACCUGCAUAUUUGUAAUGGUAUAUGUGUUAUAUUGUAUCAUUAUCUGUUUGAUUCUGUUUAAUCUGGUGCGGUUAAAGUUGAUGUCUUUUUUAAAGGUUUGGGUGUCUUGAUUUGUAACUAGAAUAUUUUGACCCAUACAUAUA
Messenger RNA from Carica papaya (papaya), 1208 nucleotides. Its product is annotated as Late embryogenesis abundant (LEA) hydroxyproline-rich glycoprotein family. Gene Ontology annotation, cellular component: plasmodesma; plasma membrane. The record is from RefSeq and is a predicted model, not a curated record. NCBI's taxonomy places the organism in Eukaryota, Viridiplantae, Streptophyta, Magnoliopsida, Brassicales, Caricaceae. Gene Ontology annotation, biological process: defense response to other organism.